Molecule: messenger RNA, 5649 nt
Organism: Helicoverpa zea (corn earworm)
Lineage: Eukaryota; Metazoa; Arthropoda; Insecta; Lepidoptera; Noctuidae
Exons: 1
Coding region: 1-5649 (1882 amino acids)
Biological process (GO): DNA integration
Molecular function (GO): nucleic acid binding
Source: RefSeq, a predicted model, not a curated record
AUGCCAGUUACCAGGUCGCAAAAGAGUGUGCCGGUGCGGCCGCCGGCACGUCAGGACGAAGAGGCACCCUCAUCCGCUACGGAGGGAGCGACGUCAGAAGAGGCGUCGUCCGCGACGGCGUCCACCGGUACAACGGGAACGGAAGAAACAUCAGCGACAACGUUGACGGAGACUACGGCCGCCACGGAUACGACCGUGACAACAGCAGCGUCGCGUCAGAAAAAAGCGACUGCCAAGAAGGCGCCACACCAAACGCCGGAAGUCGGGGAGGAGGAAGCCACCUCGAAGAAGCCGGCGGGCGCAGGUCGUCGGCCGAGAAGUGUCAAGACAACGAGUUCAUCAGCAAGGCGCCGCGAACUAGAAGCGAAGGAAGAACUCGCGCGUCUGGAGCUGGAAGCUGCCCAGGCGGCGACGAAACUAGCCCGCGUGCGCCUAGAACUCGCUCAGUGUGAAGAUGACGACUCAGACCUGGAAGUAGACGACGAAGAGAAGACCGCCCAGGUCCAGGAUUGGAUCCAGACCUCAGUCCUUAAGGACGGCGCCAGAGAAGAGGCGCGGCGGAAAAGCCCGGAACGACCGGCCAAGAAGCUGCCGCAAGUCACGGCCAAGGAAGAGGCCGCAUCGGGGAGCGCGUCGAUGGAGGUGCAGACGCUCGCCGCCGCCCUAAGGGACGCCUUCGGGAGGAGCGGCGCAGCAACAGCACCGCCGAAGUAUCUUCACGAACUACCGAUGUUCGACGGCAGCAGCAGCGAGUGGACGGCCUUCCGGGUUGUCUACGAAGAUACAGCACCCCUAUUCAACGAGGCGCAGAAUAUGGCGCGCCUACGACGCGCUAUACGGGGGGCAGCCCGGGACUCCAUCAAGAGUCUACUGUACUCCGAGGCGGCACCAGGUGACGUCAUCCUCGCGCUCAAGAGGAGAUUCGGCCGCCCAGAGGCGCUGGUGCUCGCGGAGUUAGAAAAAGUGCGUGCGUUACAACGAAUUAGUGAUAACCCGCGGGACAUAUGUGUGUUUGCGAGCCAAGUAAACAAUAGUGUUGCGGCAAUAAAAGGUCUGAAAAGGCCACAGUAUUUGUGCUCGCCCGAAAUGGUAAAACAGAUUGUUGACAAGUUGCCCACAGUGUUAAAGUUUCGAUGGUACGAUUACCAUGAAGGUGCGGACUGCAGUGAACUUUCCGAUUUGACAAUGAUCAGUGAGUUCUUGAACAAAGAAGCGGACAAGUGCGGUGCAUUCGCCAAUAGUGAAAGUGUCAGUGUUCGCCGAGUGCAACGACAGUGCACAAACCACAUGGAUUGCAGUGAUAACAGGAACACGAAAAGGAACCAGGUAUGUCCACUUUGCAAUAACACUGAUAAUGAUCACGCGCUGCACGAGUGUCGCAACUUUCUAAAGAUGUCAGUCGAUGACCGCUGGGAAGCUGUCAAAAAGUCGAACAUAUGUUUCAAGUGUCUGAAAGACAGACAUAGAAAAAGCUCAUGCAGGAAGCCGCCGUGUCGAAUAUGUAAACGUUGGCAUCACCAGUUACUUCACAGUGAUAAUAAAGGUGCGCACGACGAGAAAGUCAAGGAAAUUUCAACUAACGUGGUCGCACCUGUGCACACUAUGUGCACUACACGCGCAUAUUUAAAGAUGAUUCCGGUUGAAAUCUAUGGGCGCACGGGUUCUAAAAAGAUAAUGGCUUUAUUAGAUGAAGGCUCUACCGUCUCACUGUUAGACGCCGAGGUGGCGACAGAGAUAGGCGCCAACGGCGAAAAGGAGGAAUUAUUAAUAGAAACAGUAGGCGGUCGAUUAAUAAGGCAUUUAGAAUCUGAAAAAUUAAAUGUUAAAAUUCGAGGCGUUCACCAAAAUACGAAACGACUUCUAGAGCGCGUUAGAACCAUGGAUAAUUUGAAGCUGGCACCGCAGUAUAUUGAUCAAAAUAGAAUUAGUGCAUGUAAACAUUUGAGCAAACUUGUACAUGAAUUAUGUUAUACACCCGAGUCACCACGACUCCUAAUUGGCCAAGACAAUUGGCACCUCAUAGUAACUCGAGAGAUCAGGCGAGGUCAGCCGGGUGAACCAGUAGCGUCGCGUACUAACCUAGGCUGGGUGCUGCACGGAACCGACGCGGGCGCAGCACGCCCAGUAAACUUCAUCAACACGAUAUCACAUUUAGUUAAUAAAGAUGAAGAAAUGCACGAGACAAUUAAACGUCACUUCGAUAUAGAAUCAUUAGGCGUGACACCUAGGCGGCCGUCCACAGAUAUAGAGGCACAGGCCACUGACAUAUUGGAAAAUACGUGCACAAGACUAGAAGACGGGCGGUUUGAGGCCGGCCUAUUAUGGAAACGCGACGUCAAGUGUAUGCCGGAGAGUUACGCAUCUGCUUUUAAUAGAUUGAAAAAUGUAGAGCGCAAAUUAGAUAAGGAUAGUCAUUUAAAGAAAGAAUACUCUGCGCAAAUCGACCACCUCAUAACGAACGGUUACGCAGAAAAGGCACCGACAUGCGCUGAUAAGAUAAAAAAUGAUAAGCAGUGGUACUUACCUCAUUUCGCGGUGACGCACCCGGUAAAAAAGAAAAUAAGAAUAGUUUUCGACGCAGCCGCCAGGUCGCGUGGCGUUAGCCUAAAUGAUGCAUUGUUGCCGGGCCCGGACUUAUUAAAAUCGCUAUUUGGUGUUUUAUUGAAAUUCAGACGCGGACCAUACGCUGUCGCGGCCGAUAUUAAGGAAAUGUUCUUACAAAUAAAAAUAAGGGAAAAAGAUCGCGACAGUUUACGCUUCUUAUGGCGAGGCGACGAUAGAGAGGUAACGCCCACUCAAUAUAGAAUGACUUCGGUUAUAUUCGGGGCGACGUCGUCGCCAAGCACAGCGAUAUAUGUGAAAAACAAAAACGCAUUAGAACACGCUACCGAAUACCCCGCCGCGGCUAAAGCUAUCGUUAAUAAUCAUUACAUGGACGACUACCUACACAGCUUCCAUACUAAAGAAGACUUGAUAACGAUAACAAAGCAGGUAGACACUAUACAUAAACGAGCACAUUUCGAGCUGCGCGGCUGGGCUUCUAAUAAACCGGGGCUCCUGCAUGAGCUGAUUGACACGAACAGCGCUGUAAAAACGGAAGUGGACCUGGGUGAGAAAGAAGAGAAGACGCUGGGUCUGCGCUGGUUAACAACUUCAGACAAAUUAGGUUUCAGGGCUAACCUGCGCAACACACCGCAGGACAUAGCGUCGGGCAUACGCACGCCCACUAAGAGAGAGGUAACUAGCGCAGUAAUGUCGACCUUCGACCCACUAGGAUUAGCGUCUCCUGUUUUAAUACAAGGAAAAAAACUAUUACAAGACAUAUGGCGCAGCGGAGUGUCAUGGGACCAGCAGAUCGAGAAUCGAGAGGACGUUGCCUGGAGAAAGUACCUGCAAGACGUGAAGGUUCUACAGGACUUACAGAUUCCCAGGUGCCUGGCGCCACACUGCACAGAGGGGGAGCUGCAUACGUUCACAGAUGCAAGUGAGCAGGCGUAUGCAGCUGCAGUGUACUGGCGGACCAGUACUGCAGACGGCAGAAACCACACGCGGCUGGUGGCAGCUAAAGUCAGAGUCACACCGUUGAAACCCGUGUCGGUACCGAGACUAGAACUGCAGGCGGCACUACUUGGGAGCAGGUUGGCGCGCUCGGUAGAAGAGGAACUAGAUUUGCAAGUCGAGCGAAAGGUCUACUGGACAGACUCCAGCGUUGUAUUGUCGUGGAUAAAGACGGACCCGCGGACGUUUAAGACGUUCGUUGCUCAUCGGCUGGCCGAAAUUGAAGAAUCAACGCGCCCACAAGAGUGGCGCUGGGUGCCGACCGCACUUAACCCCGCCGACGACGCGACGCGCGACGUCCCCGAACACUUCGAUGCUAAUCACCGUUGGUUCACAGGUCCCGACUUCCUUGCCUAUAGCGAGGACAAAUGGCCGGCCAGGCGGUCGUUUAAGACCGAGCCGACCGGCGAAGAGAGAGCAGUCGACGCGGUAGCAACGGUGCAGAGCGUCGUGCACACAACACCCGACCCGGCGCGCUUCAGCGCCUGGACGCGCCUGCUGCGCGCGACAGCGCGCGUGCUGCAAUUCACGCAACUGUGCCGACGACGCGUGCAUGUGCACACCUGCCACGACCCCGCCUGGCGCAAGGCGGGCCCGAAGCGGGCGCCUACCCGGGCGCCACCCACCGCACAGGCACCUAGCAUGCGCUUUGUGCCACUCGACGCAGAGCUGCUGCGACGGGCGGAGCUGCUACUGCUGGCGCGCAGCCAGCACGACAGCUUCGCAGACGACCUGCGCAACCUCCGGCUGCAGCAUCAGCUGGAGCGAGGCAGCCAGCUGCGUCGCCUUGACGUGGUGCUCGAGGACGGCGUCAUCAAGCUGCGCGGCCGCAUCGACGCUGUGCAAGGCGUCAGCCUUGCAUACAGGCGUCCACUGGUGCUCGACGGGCGCCACCAGGUGGCGCGCCUCAUCGUGGCGCAUUACCAUCACCGGUUCAAUCACGCGAAUCACGCCACGGUGAUGAACGAGCUAAGGCAACACUACUGGAUCCUCGGGCUACGGGCAGCGCUGCGUGCUGUGCAGCACCACUGCCAGUGGUGCAAGCUGCGGAGAGCGCAGCCACACGCGCUACCAACGGGCAACCUACCUGCAGAGAGGCUGGCGCAUGGGUGCCAUCCUUUCACAUGCACCGGCGUCGAUUACUUCGGCCCCAUGGUGAUCACCGUGGGCCGACGCACCGAAAAACGAUGGGGCGCACUCUUCACGUGCCUCACCACGAGGGCCGUGCACAUGGAGCUGGUGCCAUCGCUGUCAACAGACAGCAUGAUCCUGGCGUUGCGACGCUUCGCGGCGCGACGCGGCAUGCCCCGCGUUAUCUAUAGUGAUAACGGCACCAACUUCGUGGGGGCCAACAAGGAGCUGCAAGACACGAUGGCCGCGCUGCAGCCUGACAUCACCGACGAGGCCGCCAAGCUAGGUCUACAAUGGAAAUUCAUCCCACCUGGCGCUCCUCACAUGGGGGGAGCAUGGGAGCGUUUAGUGCGCUCGAUCAAGGCAGCGCUAGACGCCACGCUGAAGGAACGACAUCCCAAAGAGGAGGUCCUACUUACCCUCCUCUUGGAAGCAGAGCACGUCGUCAAUUCGCGGCCACUCACUCACUUGGCCGCGGAUUGGCAAGAAGAGGCGCUGACGCCAAACCAUUUCCUCAUCGGGCGCUCUUGUGGUGGAGCACGCAUCGGGAGCUUCACAGACAGCGAGCUAGUGGGACGCCACACCUGGCGUACUACGCAACGCCUUGCCGACCACUUUUGGCAAAGGUGGUUGCGGGAGUACCUACCCACGCUGCUACCGAGGAAGAUCAGCGGGAGAGCCUGCGCUACAGAUCUGCGCGUGGGCGACGUGGUGCUCAUUGUCGACGGCACUCUUCCACGGUGUACUUGGCCGCGCGGCAAGGUCGCGGCCGUGUAUCCUGGUCCAGACGGCAGAACGCGCAUCGUGGACGUGACGACCAAGGGCGGCGUGCUACGACGGCCUGCUACGCGUCUGGUGGUGCUGGUGGAGGCGCCGGGAGAGUCGCCGAGCCAGGAGGACGGUGCUACGCACGAGGGGGAGACUGUCGGCGACGGACUACGCGCGGCGAGCGAAACAUAG